Molecule: messenger RNA, 1104 nt
Organism: Paramecium tetraurelia
Lineage: Eukaryota; Ciliophora; Oligohymenophorea; Peniculida; Parameciidae
Exons: 4
Source: RefSeq, a predicted model, not a curated record
AUGAGUCAAAGCAUUAUGAAUGAGAUAUUUAAAUUAGUAUUGAAUUAUAUUGAUUAGGUUUGUUUUGAUGGAGCUUAACAAAAGAAAUGGUCGUAAUGCAAAGAUUUAGAUAGUUAACUUUAAUUUAUCAGAGAUGCAAUUCCUUAAAAAAUAAAUGAGGCUACUAAAAAUUAUGAUUACGAAGCCUUAGAGAAGCAAGUUUAAAAAUAUGAACACGAGAUUCGGAAACACAUAAGAAUGGAAUAAUAAAUAAAACUAUAUGCAGAAUCGUUAUAAUAAAGAUUAGAAGAACAAGAAGGUGUUAAUGAAUGUUUAAGCAACACCAAACAAUUAGUGAAUGUAAUUAUUCCAAAUUUCUAGUCAUUAAAAAAAGAGAAUCAAUAAUUGAUAGAAUAAAUCAAAAGAUUAUAAAGUGAAAAUUAUAUGUUAAAAUCUAAACUAAAUGAAGUUAAUGAGAGAAUCAACAGUCAUCAGACAUCUCCUGUCUGUGAUAAAUCAAAAAAUCAAGAUUCCUAUCAUAUCAAAAAUAGCUAAAGAUAUCAGACUAUAGAUUUUGUAGCCCCCAAGUAGAAAUUGAAUUCUAGGAACAUAGAAGAUCAUAGCAAAUAAUAUGCAGAAGUUAAAACCUAAAUUAGUAACACUAUUGAUAGUUCAAUCUUAAAAAUGCUUUAAAACCGUCGAGAUUCAUUAAAAUUGAAUGAUGCCUAUAAAUCAUCAAGGGAUUCUUCAACGAUAGAAAAAAAUGAUUCGAAUAAGAUAAAGUCCUGUAUCAAUUAACAAAGGGCAGCAAGUUAAUAAUAGAAAACGUAACAUAAAUAAAUGAUGGAUCAAAGUAGUUAGUAAGUCAGAACUACAACAGAAAAUGUCAAAUUUGAUUUAAAAAAUCAAAGUGAUAAUUUAAGGGCAUUUCUUAAUACUUAAAGUUUCCUCUGUAAUAAAAAGAGUAAGGCGAAUUCCAGACCAGAAAAUAGAUAUAACAAAAGUCACAGUGAACAUUAGAACGCUAAUUCAAAUUAUGCAGAUAUUUAAAAGACUAAUAAAAUCCAAAAAGAGUAUUUAUAGUUUUCAUAGAAUUAUUAAAAAUAUUUAGAUAAUUAGCUAUGA